Messenger RNA from Triticum turgidum subsp. durum (durum wheat), 1581 nucleotides. The record is from the annotation of a GenBank genome assembly. NCBI's taxonomy places the organism in Eukaryota, Viridiplantae, Streptophyta, Magnoliopsida, Poales, Poaceae.
AUGAAAAACAUACUGUCCUUGAGCUAUAAUGAUCUUCCACCAAACCUCAAGACUGUCUUGUUGCACUUAAGUAAUUUCCCCGAGGAUUAUGUGAUUGACAGAGAAAGGUUGGUGAGGCAAUGGAUUGCGGAAGACUUUAUUUCUGAAGAGCGUGGGAGGAGCUGUCAAGAGGUUGCAGAAAGUUAUUUGUACGAGCUUAUCAAUAAAAGCUUGGUCCAACCAGUGAACAUUUGUUAUGAUGGAAUGGUUGGUGCCUGUCGAGUUCAUGACAUGAUGCUUGAACUUAUCAUUUCAAAAUCCAUUGAAGAAAAUUUCAUCACUGUGGUGAACGGCAGUCAAACUGUUUGGGGAAAUCCUCAGUGUUCUAUUCGACGUUUAUCGAUCCAGGACAUUGACCAGGAGCUUGCAUCUGAAUUGGCAAAAAAAGAUCUAAGCCAUGUCCGAUCUCUUAUAAUAACAUCAUCAGGAUGCAUCAAGCACUUGCCCAGUCUUACUAAGUUUAAAACUUUACGUGUACUAGAUUUUGAAGGUUGUCGAGGCCUGGUGGAGUAUGAUAUGGAUGGUAUGGAAAAGCUGUUCCAGCUAAAGUACCUAAGCUUUAAUGAAACGUACAUACGGGAGCUGCCAUCUGCAGUUGUGAUGCUACGUGAUCUAGAGACGCUGGAUUUAAGGGAAACAGAAAUCAGAGACUGUCCUGCCAGAAUUGUUCAGCUCACGAAACUACGUCAUCUACCGAGCGACAUGGAUCAUGCGAAGAUACCAAUCGGGAUGGAUCAUGCGAAGAUACCAAUCGGGAUUGGGAAUAUGAAAAACUUAAGGGAGAUCACAGGCUUUGACAUUACCAUGAGUUCAGUAGGUGCAGUGAAGGAGCUAGGGAGCCUGAUCAAUUUGAAGGUACUCCAUGUAUGGUUCACGAUGAAAGAUGAAGAAUCUCAAGAGUACAAGAUUCAUGCAGAGAUGUUUCAUUCUUCACUAUGCAAGCUUGGCAGCUACAAACUCCAGUCCGUGUGUAUAGAUGGUGGUUAUUCAUAUCCAUUCGAGUUAUUAGAUUCCUGGUCUCCUCUUCCAUCUUGCCUCCAAAGAUUUGAGAUGGGCAGCACCCAUUACUGUUUAUCAAAACUGCCAAAGUGGAUUACUCCAGCACUCACCAGUCUGGCAUACCUAGAAAUUAAUUUAAGUGUAAUAACAGAGGAGGUUCUUGGCAUACUUGGAGAGCUGCCUGCAUUACUUUCUCUGAAGCUUUAUACCAACACGGUCCAUAAAGACAGGCUUGUUUUGCCAGGCAAAGGAUUCGGAUGUUUGAAGGAGCUCGUUUAUGAACCUUUUGAUGAAGGUGCCGGGACCCUUCUGUUUGAGGAAGGGGCACUGCCAAAGCUCGAGCAGCUUGAGCUGUGGUUGUCCGUAUCAGUGGCAAAGGCCUAUGGGUUCUACUUAGGUAUUGAGCACCUCCCGUAUCUGAAAGAUGUACGAGUUCUUCUUCAGAACCGGGAUGCCACAUAUUGUGAAGUCGAGGCUGCAGAAGUUGCCAUAAGGAAUGAAAUAAGUCUCCAUCCCAACCAUCCCAGGUUUAUUGUUGGAUGA